CCAAUUUGGAAAGCAGGGGACCUCAUGACAGAGAAGCCAAUUGCUGUCAAUAAGUGUGGGUCCACAAAAUUCACACAUCAGAAGAUGGAAGAUUUGGACAAAGUCCUUCCUCUGUCAACUCUACAGAACCACGUGCUGCUAGAUGGCAUUGCCAAAAGUCCCACAGGCUGGCUGAAAAUUGAAAAGGUGGACUCAUGUGGUCACUUCAUCAGACUGCUGAACUUCUCUCCUGACCGCAACUUGGACUUGAGUGGAUACUUCAUCCAGCAAACCAUCGGGCGUCACCCGGUGUCACUGUACCGCUUUCCCAGACGCAGCUGGCUGCCAGCGAGACAGCACAUCACAGUUUGGGCAGCGGACUCUAAGGUGGGACCUCCUCAGCCCACAGACUUUCUAUGGGACGAGCUCCCCAGAUUUCGCGCCGGACCCGAGUGUACGACGCUGCUCUGCAGUCCUAGUGGUCGGCCUGUGGCCUGGCGCACGGCAUCUCACCGAGUGUCUCCGGAGCUCUGCCAGGAUGACCUGGACGAUGAUAUAGCGCCUUCCUCCUAUCCACAUCGCAAACACCAGGCAACUGAGAACUGUCAGCCUGCAGCAUCCAAAGACGAACCGCACCAUCUGGAAGAAGCCCGCCUGAAAUCUCCCUGGGUCCUGACAAGUCAAUGCCAUCCUAAUCGAAGCUCCUCGCUCUGCCCGACUCGCUAUGAAGUUGGCCCAGAUGUUGAAGCUGCCACCAAGGAAGCUGAGAAGUGUCUUGCCCGCCACCCCAGUUUGCUUGCACUCUUUUCAAAUCCUUCAGCAGAAAGAAAUGUGGCACAAAAGGAUCAAGAUCAGUGUCCUAGGAAGAGCCCAGAUGACUGGCAGGAAGGGCAAAGUGCUCACCUCAGACCGGUGGCUACUGCCACCAUCAUCAGGGGUCUGUCACACAAUUUUAAGUGACCUUUGCUGCGUGCUGCGAUCAGAAGAUCCUUGACAAAGGGACGGCUCUGAAACCCAUCAGCGAUCUGCUCCUGGUUUCUCUGGUAUCGACACCGGCGACUGGCACAUCUUGACAUCCUCCAGUAGACUACGUGGGGUCCUGAUGAUUAGACGGAGACGCUUUAUUGUAGGGUGCUGCUCCAGAAAUAAGGGUCACAUCAGCCCCCCGUCUAUUGGGUAGAACAGACUCUGUCCGGACUAUGGGGGGAGUGGUGGGGGGUUCGGGGACAUUCCACCCAAAUGCUGUUUUGGGGUCUGCAUGUUGUAAUGUUUGUCAGGUUUAAUGUCAUGUCAUGGUAAGGUACGUCUGAUUUUGUGA
Polypterus senegalus (gray bichir) is the source of this 1297-nucleotide messenger RNA. Its product is annotated as lamin tail domain-containing protein 1-like. NCBI's taxonomy places the organism in Eukaryota, Metazoa, Chordata, Cladistia, Polypteriformes, Polypteridae. The record is from RefSeq and is a predicted model, not a curated record. The transcript is spliced from 8 exons. Bases 25 to 939 code for a protein of 304 amino acids. Gene Ontology annotation, cellular component: nuclear envelope; cytoplasm.